This is a messenger RNA of Cryptotermes secundus, 3899 nucleotides long. RefSeq lists its product as uncharacterized. The record is from RefSeq and is a predicted model, not a curated record. The transcript is spliced from 9 exons. Lineage: Eukaryota; Metazoa; Arthropoda; Insecta; Blattodea; Kalotermitidae. Bases 525 to 3497 code for a protein of 990 amino acids.
GUUUUAUUUUCUUUAGCCCAUUACAUUCUGGGAAAUGUACACAAUCAUGUGUUAUAUUUAAGUAUAAGGUGGCCAAUGCAGGCGUUAAUACUUUUACGAAAGUAACGAAUAUUGUCGAUAUUGUUAUGAUCACAGAGGUUAUGACCUUGCAAAUAUUCAACAGAUGGCAGAAACGUCGUGGUAUUAAAAAUGGCUGAAGUUAAUGGUUAGGAAGUUUUGGAAUCAAUUGUAUGUAAUUCUGAUUCCUGUGAAGGCGUUAAGUAUUAUGUGUUUUAUGUUUUAUACGUGUUUAAUGUUGAAAUAUGAGUAUGUGAAAAUAUUCUGACAAGAUAAAACAAUGAACUACAUAACUUAAGUUGUGGUGUAACUACGUUAGUUGGGCGUGUUGGUCAAGUAGGGCAAGAGGUUAUUGCGCUCACAGAACACAUGGGCGGAAGGCAGUUAAAUGGAGAUGUAAUAUUUAUAAGACAAAUGAUGAUCCCAACUAGAGAGAAUAUAUGAUUGACAGAUAAUAAUGAACCAGGAUGCUGAACAGUGAGGAAGUGUGGACACUGUGGGCUGUGACAGUGGGAGUAACCGUCCCCCUCGUUGCUGUAGUGAUGGCCUGCAUCUGCUGCAGGAAAACUGUACCAAAGAAUGAAUUACUGGGGCUUGCAGGCUUGGUGAAAAUAACCAGUUCUGAAGAGAACUUGAAUCAUAACCAACAUUCAAAUGAGACUGAUGCUUGCACUGUGAUUGGCAGUGGGGUCUCUUGUGCAGACACCACAGAAACAAACAAAAGGGUUUCAGCCACAGCGAACAGAAGUCUGCCAGACAUUCCAGUUGACUCACAAAGGAUCCGACUGGAGAGUGGUGACACCGUGUGGGAGAACAGUGAACCAAAUGGCGACACUAACUCUGAAUUGUAUGCCACUGUUGAAGAGAACAAGAAUGUUUCACAACUUUUAGCAACAAGAACAGCCUCUGGAGCCAACAAAAAGCGCUCCCUGCAGGACGAGAGCAAGAGCAGUGAGCACAGUUCAUUGAGUCAGACAGAUGACAGCUUUUCUCCAUAUGCACGUCUCAGUGCGGAGCAUCCAUAUGACAGACUACGGAGUGAGCACCCAUAUGCCCAGGUUGGAGUGAAUAAUGAGCUGGACAGGGCCAUGUAUGACUUAACACAUGGAUAUGGAAAUCAUCGAGCUUCUGUGCAGAGUGAAGAUUUGCAGUCAUUGCGUCCCAGUACAAGUGGUGACACCAUUCCAAGGCCUUUAUCUAGUCAGCAAGCUGGAACCUCCAUCAAUCCUGUGCCUCCCCCAAGGACAAGAAAGUCCUCUUCCCACAAUUCUCUUCUGUUGGCCCAAACCGCAACAUUGCUGCCAGGUUCAGUGCCUGACAUCCAAGCAGCAACAGCUAUAGCAGGUCAGAUAUCUGCCAACCAGGAAUUGCCGUAUAUGACUCCUCCAGUCCCCACUCCAGAGAUGAACCCACCACAGCAACAACAAGUGAAUUUCAGCGGUGAUUCUCAGGAUUCCAAGGGCUAUACAAGCAUCAGUGUGAGAGAACCACUUGCAAAUAUAAAAGCACAAACCAGAAUGGUCAGUCAGAGGAGCAGAACCCAGGAGCUGGUGGAUUCUCAUUAUGCCACUGUGUCCGAUGAUUCAGAUGAGAUGUAUGCUGCAAUAGAUGAUCCAGGGCAGGUGUACACGAGCGGAAGUGAAACAUAUGCACAAAUACAACCUCUGGCAAUAUUGGAAGUAACUCCUGAAGCAAGUGCUGACAGCUCACACUAUCCUCCACAGCCUCCAAGUGUUGACAGUUUGAAACAUGUUGCCCAGGUUCAUUCUCGUCAAGCCUCAUCAUCCAGUGCUGCUAGUUCUGUUGCAAACCUUGGGUCCCCAAAACCCGAGAAACGACAGGCCAACUCCCCUCUGCCUCCACCUCCUGCUGGCAGCCCUGAUCUGUAUGCUGCUGUGGAUAAAAAGAGCACAGGUCUGGCUGUGAGUCGCAACCUUGAGGAAAUGUAUGCAAAGGUGAUGAAGAAGAAGCAGCGGGGUGUUGGGCCAGACAUGGAUCAAGGACAGCAACCAGGACCAGACAGACUGGAGCAUACAGACAAUGUGAGCCAUGCUUCCAUCGACACAACCUCAAGUCAGGGAUCCCCAGAGCUACAAACUCAACAAGAAGCAGACAGAAUCUCUGCAUGCAGCUCAGAUCAUGAUUCUGCUGUUGGUUCUGCCACUAAUGUGGUUGACCCAGGGUAUGAGAUGCUGCACAGUUCACCAUCUCAUCAGUUUCUAAAUCCAACUAAUACUCUAGAACCAAGUUAUGAGAGCCUUGGUGGACCUAGCAGCACUGAUACUUCUUACCAUGACCCAGGUUAUGAAAUGGUGCAGCGACAUCUCUCAGAUAGUGAUCCCAAUUAUGAGGAACUCCGACCUCAAUCCAGGGAUCCUUCAGUUACAAACUCAAGGGUGAAUUUUGUCCAUACUGAACAGUGUGGCAGUGAGAGUCAUCCUGAGAAUGGCAGGAAUGAAGCACCAGGUAGGUUAAAUAUUGAUGUAGGAUAUGAGCAGGUGGGGUCGCAAGCAGUACAAGUGGAAUUAGGACCCAAAUCUUAUGAUAGGCUUGACCCAGGGUGUAUGGAGUUCAGGUCUGGAUCAGUACAGGAUAUCCAUUUGUACAGAGAAUCAGGGCCCCAUUCUUUUGAUAGGUUGGACCCAGGGUAUGAGCAAGUGAGGUCUGUUAUGCAGGAAGUGAGGUAUGUAAGUGUAAAUAACAACUGUGGCUCUCUGAGUGAAGGAACAGACACAUACUAUGCAUGUGUAGCUAAGGGCAGUAGUGUACCAUCAUAUGAGCAGGUUAGAUCUCAUAGUGGAAGGGACAUGGAAAAUCAUGCCACAAACCUACACAGUGUCAGCAGCGAAGAGCAUGACCCUGGCUAUGAAGAAGUCAAAUGCAAUGGAGCCAAGAGGAGCAAUGACAAGAAAAUGGUUGGUGCACAAUCUGGCUAUGAGAGAUUGCACUCGAAAGGGUCAAGUGAUGCUGAAACAUGCAGUGGGCCAGAGCCUGACUAUGCAUGUGUUGACAGGAACAGAGAUCCAUCUGAUGAUACAGGAGAACCAAAUUAUGAAAGCAUGUCAAGUGAAGGACAGGAUGUGGUGUCUCUCAUGACAGAUGAUCCAAACUAUGAGAGUGUCAGUUACUUUGAUUUGCCAUGUGACCCACCAUAUGAGAGGUUACACAAUGAAACAAGAGACUCAGAUGGUACCUCAUCAGGAUAUGAGAAGGUUAAUGAUUGCAAUGACUUUUCUGUUGCUGGUGCAGAUGUGAAGCAGCUAACAUGCAGUCAUCUGGAGCCAGGUUAUGAGGAAGUGGGAAUGAGAUGGGACACUGUUAAUGGUGACUGCAGUGCUCAUUGCAUCGAGUCUCCUACAUCAGAGAGGUCUUGUCGCCUGAAUGAAGACAGUGAAAACUUGUGCCAACUCCAGGCCCAGACCAGCCCCACAAGAAUGUAGCAUUUAGUAAACACUAAACUAACCAUAAGUUGGAACACCCUUAUAGACAACAUUUUCUAAUAUAAAUAGCUGUGAAUAUUGUGAAAUAUUAGAUUCUUAUGGCAGUAACUUAUAGAUAAAUGUCUUGUGGGAUGUGAUGCUAUGUAUUUUCUAGAUCAUUACCAAUGUUUUUGGAUGAAACUGUAGCCUCUAUCUUCGGAGUAGAAAAUGGAGGCAACAGCUUCUCCAAAAUGUUGGUAAAAAUCUACCAGAUAAUAUAUCAUCAUAUCCCAUAAGACAGUAAUUUUCAAUGCCUUAUUGCAUUUAAUGAUCACGUUAUGUUUGUCUAGGAAACUGAAAUUAACAGCCAUGGGGAUCCGUUGCGCUGACCACGUGACACCCUCUAUCUGCUAAAGUUGGCAC